GCCAGCCGUCACGUAGCAACCGCAAAAAAGCGCGUGGCCCAAUUCCCCGCCAUUUCGGGGUGCGAGUCGCAGCGGACGACUGCCGAGGUCGCAUCUGGGCCAGGGCAUCAGGGCAUCUGGGGAACCCCAUGGGAUCCAUGCAUUGGUAUGGGGUGGGAACUCCUCCCCACACUAUGAGCCACAUGAUAUGCAUGGCCUGAGCCUGCCACUCGUCAGGCACAGCAACCCGAGCGUGUUGCCCCGCCCGACAGGCCACAGGCCAGCAUGGGCUGUCCACCACCAGGGAAAACACCAGUUCAUCCCGGCACCGACGGGGACGGCCAGCUGGUGUUGACUCGCUGCACAUGGCUGCAUCAUGGCAGGUCCGGUGGGCCGGAGUUCUUGGGGGCAAUCAAAGUCGGCCCGGUUGGGGCUCGCUCUCGCCGCGGACGGGCCCUGAGAUUGUCUCGCCAGUCGGCGCAGCUGUCACCGUAGCCACAGGCGUGCCGAUGGCAUGUCGUCGUCGUCAUGCCCUCACCCUCACCCUCAUCUAGUAGUGUGAAUAUAUAAGUACUGGCCUGGUUGGGCCCGCCCACUGGGGCCGGAGGCGGAUGGUUGCUCGAUCAGGCCUUGGUGAUUGUCGUGCUGCCGUCCGCCUCUCCUCCUCCCCUCGUCCCCCCAUGAUGGUCAGGUCUCCCAAUCUCUCGUCCGCCUCGGCGGUGCUGCUGUCUGCCCUCCUUGCCGGCGCGCCUUCUCCGGCACUGGCUGUUGACCCGACAGUCAGCCUCGACUACUCGACUUAUAUCGGCACAGCACAGUCGGGCACAGGGGUUACUGAAUGGCUUGGAAUUCGUUACGCAGCGCCUCCUCUUGGGGACCUUCGCUUUGCACGGCCCCAGGACCCUGCUGUGGUCAGCACCCCACAGCCGGCUAACCAACAUGGCAAGUAUUGCAUCGGCACCGGCAAACCAUCCAACGCAACCGACACAUCAGAGGACUGCCUAUACCUCGACAUAUACGCGCCGAGCAACGCCACCUCGACAUCCAGGCUUCCCGUCUUCUUCUUCAUCCAGGGGGGCGGCUUCAACGAGAACUCCAACGCCAACUACAACGGCACGGGGCUGGUCAACGCGUCCGGCAACAACAUCAUCGUAGUCACCUUCAACUACCGCGUGGGCCCGUACGGCUUCCUGACGAACAACGACGGGCUGCAGGCCAACAACGGGCUGUACGACCAGCGCAAGGCGCUGCAGUGGGUGCAGGACUACAUCUCCCAGUUCGGCGGCGACCCGGGGCACGUCGUGCUGGGCGGCGACUCGGCGGGUGCGGCGAGCGUCAGCCUGCACCUGGCGGCGUUCGGGGGCCGCGACGACGGGCUGUUCCACGCGGCGGCGGCGGAGUCGGUCUCGUUCGCGACGGUGCUGACCCCCGAGGAGAGCCAGUACCAGUACGACAGCCUCGCGGUGCGGCUGGGGUGCACCGGCAGCAGCAGCGAGACUCUGGCGUGCCUGCGGGCCAAGCCCGCGGUGGAACUCCAGGACGCCAACUUCAACAUCCCGUACCCGGGGGCCGAGGCCGCGCCCAAGUACAUGUACAACCCGGCCAUCGACGGCGACCUGAUCCGGGAGCUGACAUACACGGCCUUCGAGCAGGGCAGCUUCGUCAAGGUGCCCGUCAUCAUCGGCGACGACACCAACGGCGGCACGUCGUUCGCGCCCGAGGACACGUCGACGCUGGCCGAGAGCAACGUGUGGCUCCGGGACCAGUUCCCCUACAUCACGCCGGCGCAGCUCGCCGACAUCAACGCGCUGUACCCAAACGCCAACGACACGUGCCCCAACGCCGGCUGCUACUGGCGGCAGCUGUCGGACACGUACGGCGAGAUGCGCUACAUGUGCCCGGGGAUAUACAUCACCUCGGCCUAUGUCGGCUACGGCGUCCCCCAGAGCUGGCACUACCGGUGGAACGUCGAGGACCCGGCGCAGGUGGCCGCGGGCAAGGGCGUGCCGCACACGGUCGAGCUGAACGCCAUCUUCGGGCCCUUCAACACCCGCGGCAACGCGCCCGACAGCUACUAUCCCAACGGGACCAACGCCAACGCCGUGCCGGUGGUGCAGGCGUACUGGACCAGCUUCAUCAGGUCGUACGACCCAAACACGUACCGGCUCGACGGGACGGCAGAGUGGCAGCCGUGGGACGAGGACAGCCAGCAGCGGAUCCUGUUCGACACGGGCGGCCUGACGAGCAUGGAGAGUCUGGCGGGCUCCGAGCUGAUGCAGCGCUGCGAGUAUUGGUUCGGCAUCGGCGUGGACAUUCGUCAGAAAAAGAGGUCAGUGUCGUAGCCCGGUGCCAGCGUCGCACAUGCUCGCAUGGGCAUAUAACAAGACGAGGUAGUAGCAAC
Molecule: messenger RNA, 2380 nt
Organism: Diaporthe batatas
Lineage: Eukaryota; Fungi; Ascomycota; Sordariomycetes; Diaporthales; Diaporthaceae
Exons: 2
Coding region: 591-2321 (576 amino acids)
Source: RefSeq, a predicted model, not a curated record